CGCCAUUAUGAUUUGUGUGGCUCAUAUUUAAUCCUCCAUCAUUUGAACUUUGAACUAUAUCAAACUUUCUUUUUCUCACUUUACUUGAUUUCAUCACUGUCUCAGUAUUAUUAACCACAAAAAUGGAAUGUUCUUGUUCCUCACUCAAACUUCUAUCAUCUUCUUCCAUCCCUGUUUUCAACUUCCAGUGUAAAUCAUCUUUAGUGAAGAAAGGAUUGUCUAGAAGAACAUUGUGUACGACGUUGCCAUCCUUGUCACUUGGUAAAUCAUUCCUUCAACUUGAGAAUACACUAGAUCCUUUUAUUUACCAGAAGCAGUCAUUAUAUAACUCCCGAAGGCUAUAUAAAGGUCAGAUAUAUGCUGCAACUGGCAAUCAACCGUGGGACCUUGGCAGAUUUGUGAAGACAUUGUUCUUUUUUGAUGCAAUUCCGUCCCCCGUCAAGUUUAUUGAAUCUCUGAUAGACAAGCUGUCUGACCAACCAUCAAGUGAGCCAAUAAGAAAAAUGGAAUCUUCUGGGAUAGUUCUUGUUGCUGGAGCAACAGGAGGUGUAGGUAGAAGGGUGGUAGAUGUUUUACGCAAUAAAGGAGUGCCAGUUCGAGUAUUGGUCAGGAAUGAAGAAAAAGCAAGGCGGAUGUUAGGCCCAGAUAUUGACUUGGUUGUUGGGGAUAUCACCAAGGACAGCACUCUACUUCCUGAAUACUUUAAAGGAGUAAAGAAAGUGAUCAAUGCUGCCUCUGUCAUUGUUGGCCCUAAAGAGGGGGAUACUCCUGAUAGAGCAAAAUACAGCCAAGGCAUCAAGUUUUUUGAACCAGAGAUAAAAGGUGAUUCACCUGAAAUGGUGGAGUAUAUAGGCAUGAAAAAUUUGAUUAAUGCUUUAAGAGGCAAUACUGGAUUAAAGGAAGGAAAGUUGCUGUUUGGAUUGGAAGGUAAUUUAUUAAGGGAUCUUCCCUGGGGCGCUUUAGAUGAUGUUGUGAUGGGAGGAGUUAGUCAGAGCACAUUUGUAAUUGACCCUAAAGGUGGUGAGAAUGGCGGGGCAGCUGGGAUCUUCAGUGGAAAUGUCUCUACUGCUAACAAUGGUGGUUUCACUAGCGUGAGAACAAGAAACUUUUCGGUGCCCGAGGAUCUUUCAGGAUAUGAUGGUUUGGAGCUACGGCUUAAAGGUGAUGGUCGUCGAUAUAAGCUUAUUAUCCGCACUAGCAGCGAUUGGGAUACUGUAGGUUAUACAGCAGGUUUUGACACAGUGGAGGGACAAUGGCAAUCAAUAAAAGUACCAUUCUCCUCAUUGAAGCCUAUCUUCCGAGCCCGAACAGUCUUUGAUGCUCCACCCUUUGAUGCACACAAUGUUGUUUCCCUGCAGCUUAUGUUCAGUAAGUUUGAAUACGAUGGAAAACUGAAUCCAACUUUUGUUGAGGGCCCUUUCCAGCUUCCUCUGUCAACUAUACGGGCAUACAUUCAAGAACCUAUUACACCAAGAUUUGUCCACGUGAGCUCUGCAGGAGUUACCCGGCCAGACAGGCCUGGGCUUGAUCUCAGUAAGCAGCCUCCUGCUGUCCGUUUGAACAAGGAACUGGACUUUAUCCUGACAUACAAACUAAAGGGAGAGGAUUUUUUGCGGGAGAGUGGAAUCCCUUAUACAAUUGUAAGGCCCUGUGCAUUGACAGAAGAACCUGCCGGAGCAGAUCUAAUAUUUGAACAAGGGGACAAUAUCACGGGGAAGAUAUCGAGGGAAGAGGUUGCUCGAAUAUGUGUUGCUGCUCUAGCAAGUCCACAUGCAUGUGACAAGACUUUUGAGGUGAAAAGUGUUAUACCAUUCAGCGAACCAUUCACAAUUGAUCCGGAGAACCCGCCUCCUGAGAAGGAUUACGAUGUCUUUUUCAAGACAUUGAAGGAAGGAAUUACCGGGAAAGAACUCCUGGAACAAAAUCCCGUUCCAACAGUGUGAUUGCCACUCUUGACAUAGCACAAUGGUAUACAUGACAAAAUCAAGCUCUGCAACAGUUACUGUGCCUUUUCUUUCCGAGUCUCGAAAUCCUUUGUGCAAACUUGACAGGACUUAUUGAAAAGCUAUCAACGUCUGAUGUAUGCUAAUUGCUAUGUAGUUGCAGGAAAUGUUGUUAGUUAGAUGUACUGAAGCAAUAAGAGCAGAAAAUGGCAGAUCAAGUGAGUUAUAUGAUCAGCUACAAAAAUGUCAAGUAAUUUUAUGGCAAUUGACUCAGUUGUAAUCUUCCAAUGAACUUGUAUGUACAAAAUUCACAUCCCAGUGUUACAAAUAUAUAUAUUCUCCAUUUUGAUGCAGAA
Beta vulgaris subsp. vulgaris (sugar beet) is the source of this 2299-nucleotide messenger RNA. RefSeq lists its product as hypothetical. The transcript is spliced from 16 exons. Lineage: Eukaryota; Viridiplantae; Streptophyta; Magnoliopsida; Caryophyllales; Amaranthaceae. Bases 123 to 1943 code for a protein of 606 amino acids. The record is from RefSeq and is a predicted model, not a curated record.